UCAUCUAGGAAAUUCUGCUGAAUCAUUCAGACAAGUAAACGUGCAACUGCAGUGCUUAUGAAGCUUCUCAUCAUUUAGAAGAGUUUAAAAACAAGUAUGGACCUUUUGCUUGUUGUGUCUUUCGUUGUCGUAUCUGCAGGGCUGUUAUGGAUGCUGCGGAAGUUCUUUGAGGGAGGAUGGUGCUACAGCAAGGCUCGUCUUGACGGUAAAACGGUUCUCAUCACCGGGGCAAACACCGGUUUAGGCAAGGAGACAGCAAGAGAUCUCGCCAGGAGAGGGGCUAGAGUGAUAGUGGCGUGUCGUGAUAUUGCCAAGGCUGAAGAAGCCGUGGCUGACAUCCGCAAAGACACCGGCAGCGACAAUCUGGUAGUGGUCAAACUAGACUUGGCUUCCCUGGCCUCGGUGAGAGAAUGUGCAAAGAAGAUCAAAGCAGAGGAGCCCAGGCUUAACAUUCUCAUCAACAAUGCGGGUAUCAUGAUGUGUCCCGAAUGGAAGACAGAAGACGGGUUUGAGAUGCAGUUUGGUGUCAACCAUCUGGGCCACUUCCUUUUGACUAACCUCCUGUUGGAUCUCAUCAAGUCUUCAGCCCCAGCCCGCAUCGUCAACGUCUCGUCAAUUGGCCAUGAAUUAUUUGGUAAGAUGUGGUGGGACGACAUCAACAUGAGGGCCAACUAUGACCCCAUGGCAGCCUACGGCCAGAGCAAGCUUGCCAAUGUGCUCUUCACAAGAGAGCUGGGCAAACGUCUCAAAGGGACUGGAGUGACUACUUAUGUCCUGCAUCCUGGUAAUGUAUAUACAAAUCUCAUCCAGUACAUGAUGGAUGGUGUGACCUUCCGCUGGCGGAUCAUGGCUUGGGUCAUGUCUACGCCCCUUGGCAGGUUCAUGACGAAGACGCCAGUGCAAGGGGCUCAGACGUCCAUCUACUGCGCAGUGGCUGAGGAGCUGGCAGAGACCACCGGUCUUUAUUUCAGCGACUGUGCUCCGGCCAAGGCCAGUAAACUUGCUAUGGACGACGAUGCCGCUCGCCGACUGUGGGAACUCAGCGCUGAGAUGGUUGGCCUGGAGAAGAAAGUGGAGUAAACUGGAGACGUGCCUUGAUCGGAUAAUGACUGCUCGUAGAAA
This is a messenger RNA of Patiria miniata (bat star), 1122 nucleotides long. RefSeq names its product retinol dehydrogenase 12-like. Lineage: Eukaryota; Metazoa; Echinodermata; Asteroidea; Valvatida; Asterinidae. The transcript has 6 exons. The record is from RefSeq and is a predicted model, not a curated record. Bases 97 to 1080 code for a protein of 327 amino acids.